Aspergillus campestris IBT 28561 is the source of this 771-nucleotide messenger RNA. RefSeq lists its product as uncharacterized. The coding region runs from base 1 to 771 and encodes 256 amino acids. The transcript is spliced from 2 exons. The record is from RefSeq and is a predicted model, not a curated record. Lineage: Eukaryota; Fungi; Ascomycota; Eurotiomycetes; Eurotiales; Aspergillaceae.
AUGCGUUACAUUACCCUCAGCGCAGCCUCCAUCCUGGCCAUGGCGUCCAGCGUCUACGCCGACCCCUACGGCGUCGCGCAAGUCAGCGUGGCAACGCACAACGGGUGCGGCACGGGCCACUACCCGGCCAACAAGGCCGCAAAGGACACGAGCAGCAUGUCCGCCGCGACCAAGGACACGUGCACCUUGAUCAAGGUCAAGGACAAGAUUGGCAUCACGUCCUACUCCGUGGGCGCCGAGCUGAUCACCAAGGGCAACUGCUACGGCGUUGGCGUCUACACCAACGAGGAGUGUCUCGGGGCGGCGGAGUCCGUCGCCUUCUUUGACUCUCAUUCCCACAAGGCUCAGAGCGUCUGCUUCCCUAAGAGGGUGUUCGGGAAGCACGUUGCUGUCAAGUUGCUGUGUGAUGAGCGGAAGCCGGAUGUUAUUGUGCAUGCUCCUAAGGAGAACGAGAAUGAAGGUGUGAAGCAUGCCCCUAAGGAGCGGACGGCUGAGGCGCCUGUUGAGGAGGAGAAGCCCGCUGAGAAGCCUACCGAGAAGGCUGAGGAGAAGAAGCCUGCCGAGGAGGAGAAGCCCGCUGAGAAGCCUACCGAAAAGGCUGAGGAGAAGAAGCCUGCCGAGGAGGAGAAGCCCGCUGAGAAGGCUGAGGAGAAGAAGCCUGCCGAGGAGGAGAAGCCCGCCGAGAAGGGAGAGGAGGGCAAGAAGGACGAAGAUAGCAAGAAGAAGCCCCUCGACGGCAUGGUUCAGUUCCUGCGCAAGCUCGGCCUGUAA